This is a messenger RNA of Acanthochromis polyacanthus (spiny chromis), 5316 nucleotides long. RefSeq names its product RecQ helicase-like 4 (gene recql4). The record is from RefSeq and is a predicted model, not a curated record. The transcript is spliced from 28 exons. Gene Ontology annotation, biological process: telomere maintenance; DNA replication; double-strand break repair via homologous recombination. Gene Ontology annotation, molecular function: 3'-5' DNA helicase activity; ATP binding; zinc ion binding. NCBI's taxonomy places the organism in Eukaryota, Metazoa, Chordata, Actinopteri, Pomacentridae. Gene Ontology annotation, cellular component: cytoplasm; nucleus; chromosome. The coding region runs from base 453 to 5144 and encodes 1563 amino acids.
AUGCGAUUGACUCACACCUAUUAUAGUGGCCGUUGUUCUCAUCCCUGCUCGCCAUUAAUAAACGUGUUUCUGCUUGAAAUAAGCGUUUGAAACAGCAGAGCUUGCUGUUUUGAGAUUGGGGAUUACAGAAAGGAACCUGGCAACCCAGGCUGUCAUUUUUCCGGCGCGGGAAAAUUGUAAACAGAGAAAUAAGAAGGAAGGACAUGGACGGAAUUUAAAUCUAACUUUAUUCUUGUGUCCAGCCUGCAGAGAUGUUCUUAGACGCUAAAGCAGCUAAUAAUUGCUAAACACCAACACGCUUUCGCUGCUAAUGUUUGAAAAGUGAGAGAAAAGACGCCGCGUUUAUAACGUAAACUAGCUGCGGCAGCACAUUAAACGACGUGCGGUGUUAGAAAGUCAAAUUGUGAACCCGGUGAAGUAAUUGUAAAUAACUUAUCAACCCUGUGGUCACCAUGGAUCGCUACAAUGAGGUAAAAAUCCUGCUGAAAGGCUGGGAGCAGGGGUUCGUCAAACAGCACCAGAGGAAACCUAACAAGGACGACAUUGACCAGGCUCCAGAAGAGACCAGGAAGUUGUAUAAAGAGUACCGCAGUUUGAAACAAGCCAAAGAGAACAGCAGCAGUGAUACAGCCAGUCACACUGAAGCCACAGCUGAGCGCAACAAAACCCAGAAGGAGUCAGACUGUUGGGGUGCCCAUUUGAAUCGCAGUGCAUUACCAGUGGCUCCUCCCAGACUGACAUCUGAGGACAGAGACAGUCUCAAGGCUUCCUCUCAGUAUUAUGGCCUAAAGCUGAAAAACAACCUGGCUUCUCUCAGUAAGGAGAGACCUGCCUCGCUGAAGAAAUCGUACUUUCCUGGUCGGGUUCCUCUGAACUCCUUGAAAGAUGGAGAAACCGUAAGAACAAACAGCCCCAGUUCUGCUUCUGCCUCCGCAAAGAUCACAGCUGACCCUGAAUCUAGCCCCUUCUCACCAAGAAGAAUUAAGCCAUUCCUGGGAUCCCUGGCUUCAAAGACAUUUCAUCCAGUGGAGCCUGAGGAGCCGUUUGAACCAUUUGAACCCGUCAGACAGUCCAGUGAUGGACCUGCAGAUGCUGCUAGUGAUAGUAUUAGUAGCAGCAUUAAUUCACAUCUUGGUGCCUCCACUUUAGCUCCUUCUCCAGCCAGAUCUUCUGCCUUCUUGUCAUCUUUAUCUCCUUCAUGUACUGUAGGAUUUCCUAAAGAAGAUGCCACAGUCACAGAAAAGUUUAAUGAAAGUAGAGGAGCUUCGGGAGAAAAUCCAGAGACGUUAGGAACUCCAUGUCGGGAUUUUGAUACUGCAGGUGUUGAAACUUCAGUUGGCUUUAAAGGAAGCCCGCAGAUUGUUCGAGGUUUUAGGGGAGGAAUCGUAGGUAAAGGCUUCAGAGGAAGACCCUCUCCUGCCAGCAGGCUGAGCUUUGUGGACAAGCAGUGGCUGGAGAGAUGUCAGGUGUUUGGAGAGAUGGAAGCUGAGGAGAGGCCUGGAGCUGGCAACCAGGAGAUCAAUGUGGAGAAAGCAGCAGAGAAAGAAAAGGAACGAGAAAUAGAAGAGAAAAUACAAGGAGGUGAUGGAGUAGGAAAAGAGGAAUCACAAAGAAAAGGAUCACCAGACUUGGGAAGAGAUAAAACAGCUGCACUGAAAUCUGCUCAACGACAUGCUGGAAAAGGAGGAGAAGAGAAGGAGAAAAGAAAGAGAGGUGAGGAGGAGGAAAAAGGACAGACAUCACUUGAAGAUGACACUGAGAAUGGUCAAAAAUCCAAAGGUACAAAGAAGAGAGGGAGGAAGAGGCAGAGAGAGGGGGAUGACAUGGAUGGAGAUGCUGCAGAAGAAGAAGGAGAGAAAAAGAGGCGAAGGAACAAUAAAAAGAAAGAGGAGAGCCCUGAUGUAAACCCCAGCUCAGGUCAGGGAGGAGCAGGGAAGAAAAAGAGAAGCAAGAAUAAAGGAGAAGAGGAUGGUGAAGAGAAGAAAGAAACCAAGGGACCGAAAAAGAUGCCCCAAGAGAACCUGUUAGGAGAAAUAGACGAGGAAUUUGGACUGAACAGAACGUAUCGGACGCAGUCUGUCAGAGCCAGAGUUGCGAAAGGCGUGGAGGGAAACUUUGUGAAGAUAAAUCUAAAGAAGAAAUCUCAUGUCAAAGGGUAUGCACUGAGAGGAGUCGGUCUCCGCAAACAGUUGUACAUGCAGAAGUUCCAGCUGAAAGGAGAGCGCUUUGGUGGAGGCGGCGGAUAUUUUGGCAGAGGAAGGCGAGGCGGCUUCAGAGGGGGAUUCAAUCGACAGGGCGACACCUGCUACAAGUGUGGAGGGACCGGACACUGGGCGAUCGACUGCAAGGGGCGAGCUCCUCCACCUCCUGUUCUUGACGACAAAGCGGCUGAAGAGGAGCCAUUUGAGCUGCCCACGCUGGAGGAUGUCGCCAGGGCGACGGGAACGCUGCGACCUCAGCCACUGGGGGCGUCUCCCAGCAUCAAAGAGGAGCAACAGGAAAAGAUGGCGGACGGUAACCGUAGCGACGAGGUGCUGCUGAAUGUGAUUCGUCCCGACUAUGAACGUCCCGCUCCUCCACCUCCAAUGGAGCCGCUUUAUCGUCCCACAGAAGAUGGGAAAGUUCAGGAAACACCUGAUGACGUGUAUUCUGCUCUGAGAGAACUUGGCUAUCAGUCGUUUAGAGCAGGACAGGAGGAAGCCAUCAUGAGGAUCCUCUCAGGCCUCUCUACCCUCGUAGUCUUGUCUACAGGGAUGGGUAAAUCAUUGUGCUAUCAGCUCCCAGCUUAUCUGUAUGCUCAGCGAUCAAAAUGCAUCACUUUGGUCAUUUCACCUCUCGUCUCUCUAAUGGAUGAUCAGCUGUCUGGCCUGCCUGCCAAGCUGAAGGCUGCCUGCAUCCACUCCAACAUGACGAUGAAACAGAGAGAAGCUGCGAUAGAAAAGGUGAAGUCAGGCCAGGUGUGUGUGCUGCUCCUCUCUCCAGAGGCUCUGGUUGGUGGUGGAGGUUCAGGUUCAGGGUGUCUGCCGUCGGCUCAGGAGCUCCCUCCUGUGGCCUUUGCUUGCAUAGACGAAGCUCACUGUGUGUCUGAGUGGUCGCACAAUUUCAGGCCCUGCUAUCUGAGGCUCUGUAAGGUGCUACGGGAGCGUCUGGGAGUUAGGUGUUUGCUCGGACUCACAGCUACAGCCACUCUGUCCACUGCUCUGGACAUCGCUCAACAUCUGGACAUCAGCGAUCAAGACGGCAUCGCAGUCAGAUCUGCAGCCGUGCCUCCGAACCUGAAUCUGUCCGUGUCGAUGGACGGAGAAAAGGAUCAGGCUUUAGUCUCGUUGCUAAAAGGUGAUCGUUUCGGUUGUUUGGACUCCAUCAUUGUCUACUGCACCAGAAGAGAGGAAACUGUUCGUGUGGCAGCGCUGCUCAGAACCUGCCUUCAAGGCGUUCUGGUGAAAGAAAACCACCAAGUCAGUGGCAGCAGCCAGACACAAAACAACCCUAUAGGACAGAGAAAGAAAGAACUGGCGCGGAAGAAGAUCCGUAAACCGCUGAAGUGGCAGGCUGAGUCGUACCACGCCGGCCUGUCGGGGUCGGAGCGGCGACGUGUUCAGAACAACUUCAUGUGCGGGGAGCUCAGAAUCGUAGUGGCCACCGUGGCGUUUGGAAUGGGCCUGGAUAAAUCUGACGUUCGUGGUAUCAUCCACUACAAUAUGCCCAAGAGCUUUGAAAGCUACGUUCAGGAAAUCGGGAGGGCAGGGAGAGACGGAGAACCGGCUCACUGUCACCUCUUCCUGGAUCCUGAGGGUGGGGACCUCCAUGAGCUGCGUCGCCACAUCUACGCAGACACAGUGGACUACUACACAGUGAAACGACUGAUCCAGAAAGUUUUCCCAGCAUGCAAAUGUAAACAGAUCCACCAGAAACAACAGGAACUCUUCAAGGAUGUUGAAGACUCGGAGCUGUUGGAGAUGAUGGAUGCGUGCGAUCAGGAGAGCAGCCCGAAUCCUCCGACUCAACAAGACCUGCUGCCUACAGAUCAACCACAACCUGCUGCUACUCAGGCACCAAAUCUCAAUUUGGCUGAGCUACCAGUCCAAGAGGACCGAGAUGAAAGAUGGGAAAAGGAGGAAAAAGAGGAGGAUGGGAAAGAAGAGCAGCCAGGUAAAGAUGUGGCAGCUGAUUGGCAGAAAGACCUGGAAGCGGAGAGCAGUGAUUGGACAAGAGAGCGAGUGUGUCACACACAUGAGAGAGCAAUUCCCAUCCAAGAGACUGUAGAGGCUCUGGACAUCACAGAGGAAGGUGUGGAAACGCUGCUCUGCUAUCUGGAGCUUCAUCCUCAGCGCUUUGUGGAGCUUCUCCAUCCCACGCUGUCUGUGUGUAAAAUCAGCUGCUACAAUGGACCGAGACAGCUGCAGAAAAUCACUAAAAUUUGCCCUCCAAUCGCUGUGGUUUUGGCCAGGAAACGGAUGGCAGGAGAGCAGGUGGAGGCGUGUGAUCAGCUGGAGUUUGAUGUCGUCGAGGUAUCGGACACUAUGGGAUGGCAGCUUCCUCUCGUGAAGAGAGGACUCAGACAGCUGCAGUGGAGCUCCGCUGGCGGUCGUAGCGGCGUCCUCGUUGAGUUCUCCUCCCCUUCUUUCUACUUCCGUUCCUACGGCGACCUGAGCGAUGAAGAGAUGGACAGAGUUUGUCAGUUCCUUCAUAAUCGAGUGCAGGACCAAGAGAGGACACAGCUGUACCAGCUCACAGCUUGUUUCAAAGCCUUCAAGAGUGUUGCCUUCCGGAGUGUGUUGUCCUGUGUAGAUGAUUUGGACGAGAGUCGCAGUUUGCAGCUGAAAAACCUCCUCUCUGAAUACUUUGACAAGAGACGAGACAGAGAACACUCGCUCAAACCGGUGGAGCUCGAGGAACUCGACAAGUUUAAGCUGAUGGACUGGGAGAAUCAGAUCAGAGCAGACAUUAGAAGUUUCCUCUGCAACCGAAGUGAUGAGAAGUUUUCAGGAAGAGCUGUUGCGAGAAUCUUGCAUGGCAUAGGCAGUCCUUGUUAUCCUGCUCAAACCUACGGCAAAGACAGACGUUUCUGGAGGAAGUACAUCCAGUUUGAUUUCAACCAGCUCAUCAGACUGGCCACUCAGGAGAUCAUUCGCUUCAAGUGAUUAAUGCACCGUACGUGCAUUCACUCCCUCAAACACCAGCUGUUUCAUACGGACAUUCCACCACGUUGAACUAUUUAACUUUUGAUGUUUUCCUUCAUAGUAUUUGUUUUAUAUGUUGGUUUAAUAGAUUUACUUUGUUUGAACUAAUUAUUAAAAUCAUUCUAUUUUUCUA